Vombatus ursinus (common wombat) is the source of this 2059-nucleotide messenger RNA. RefSeq names its product phytanoyl-CoA 2-hydroxylase (gene PHYH). The record is from RefSeq and is a predicted model, not a curated record. The transcript has 9 exons. Gene Ontology annotation, biological process: fatty acid alpha-oxidation. NCBI's taxonomy places the organism in Eukaryota, Metazoa, Chordata, Mammalia, Diprotodontia, Vombatidae. Bases 93 to 1142 code for a protein of 349 amino acids. Gene Ontology annotation, molecular function: phytanoyl-CoA dioxygenase activity.
GCGGAGCUGGGGGAGAGGGGAAGUAAGACGGUGGCUGGGGCCCUCGUCCUAGUUCUGUCCGGUCGGCUCCUUGCUUUCCUCCUGCAGCGGGGAUGGCAGCCGCUGCUCUGAACGUCAAGGACCCGGGGCGAGCUGGGGGAAUUGCCACAGCCCGCCUCAAGAUCCUGCUUGGACACCUCCAGGGCCCCGAGGCCCCAGCGAUCACAGCUUACCCGACUUCAGCUGCUGUUGUACCUGUCCGUUUACAUCCUCAGAAAUUCCAGUACACUGUGGAUAAUGAUGUCUUAACCCUAGAACAGAGGCAAUUUUAUGAGGACAAUGGUUUCCUGGUCAUAAAAAAACUAGUGUCUGAAGCAGAUAUUCAACGCUAUAGGGCUCAGUUUGAAAGGAUCUGCAGAAAGGAAGUGGAACCCCUCGGAUUAGAGAUCAUGAAGGAUGUGACCAUUGCAAAAUCAGGCUUUUCUCCACAUGAGAAAAUAACUGCAAAAAUCCAGAAUUUUCAGAAUGAUGAAGAACUCUUCAGCUACUGCACUCUGCCUCAGAUUGUUAAAUAUGUCGAGUGUUUCACUGGACCCAAUGUCAUGGCUAUGCAUACAAUGCUGAUAAACAAGCCUCCAGAUUCUGGUAAGAAGACUUCUCGCCAUCCCUUCCAUCAGGACCUGCACUACUUUCCAUUCAGGCCUCCCAAUUCCAUUGUCUGUGCUUGGACUGCCAUGGAACAUAUUGAUAGAAACAAUGGCUGCCUGGUUGUGUUACCAGGCACGCACAAGGGCACUUUGAAACCACAUGACUAUCCUAAAUGGGAGGGGGGAGUUAAUAUUAUGUUCCACGGUAUCCAAGACUAUGAUUUAAACCAACCCAGAACUCACCUUGUGAUGGAGAAGGGAGAUACUGUUUUUUUCCAUCCUCUGCUCAUUCAUGGAUCUGGAAGAAAUAGAACUGAAGGGUUCCGGAAGGCGAUUUCCUGUCACUUUGCCAGUUCUGAUUGCUACUACACUGACGUGAAGGGUACCAGUCAAGAAAACAUUGAGAAAGAAGUCCAAGUCAUGGUAGAAAAAAAAUAUGGUGUUGCCAAUGUCAAAUUAAAGGAUGCUUGGAUGAUGCAAGCACGGCUUGUGAAAGGAAAAAGAAUCAAUCUUUGAAGUAUUCCUCAAAAGUCAACACCAGGUGCCUACGGAGAAUGUUAUUAUAUGAGAAGUAGUGAUCAUACUAAUAUGAAAAAGCACUUUGUUGUAUGCAGUAUUAUCUGCAUUGCAUUUAUAUUGUUUUGACAAAUACAAAGACUAAAAUGUGUAAAAAGCUUAACUUAGUGUCACACCUGAUAAAAAUUCGGAGUAAUCCAAGUCUUCAAAAAAAGGUGGGGGCGGGGAACAACCACCAAAGCACCUCUUAGCCAAAAGAAAAUCUACCAAGCUCAGAAUCUUUGUAAUUAUAAGCUAUGUAGGUGCCAGUAAAAAGUUAUGACUGAUUGUUUUCAUAGUUAGAGGAAAUCUAUUGCAGGUGCUUCUUUAGGAGACAAAGGCUAAGAACUUGUUCUAAGCAGAUAGUUCUUUGAUCAGUGGAAGAUUGUGGAAUAAAGUAAAGACCUGCCUCAUUCCGCAACCGAUUAUAGUCCAACAGCACCCCUCCUCCAUUACCUUUUUAAAAACUGUAUUUCAUUUAUUCCUUUCUCCUUUUCUGACCCUGAAGAAGAAUAGGGCAACAUCCUCUGAUGAUUACCUUUGUAUUCUUCUCAGUCAAGAGAACUGAAAAUCUUCACACCUAGGACUGGUGUUAGGGUUAGGAGAUAGGGAGCUUAUCAGAUCAUUUUGAUUUUAGGUCAGAGUAAACAUGGCCUGGGUGAUUUCUUGUAACUGAUCUUCGAGUUUCCAUUUCCUUCUUCACUUUUGAAACCAGGUGAAGGUAGUAAGGAGCCAUAUUUCACAUUCAUUUUCCAAUCAGGACAAGGAUAAUUUCCUUGUAUUAAAGCAGGAAACUUCUCCAAUCAGUUUAUGCCAAUUUUGGAACAAAGAUGUUUUUGAAAUAAAGUUAAAUAGUGGGGGGGGGGGAAGCAAAUGAA